CUCAACGCACCUACAAUGUCGCUGUUCGGUAAUCUUGGAGGCUCGCAGCCUGCCUCUAGCGGCACUUCGAGUGGAGGAUUGUUUGGAACAGCAGGAGGCGCGUCAAGCGGCACUACACCGAGCUUGUUUGGCAACCUGGGCGGAGGAGGCACACCGAAUGCGCAAUCCGGCACGACACAAGCGACAAGCAGCGGCCUAGGCGGCAGUCUAUUCGGCGGUCUGGGUGCGGCAAAGUCGACUGCCACUACGACGCCUUCGCUGUUCUCGGGCGCAGCAUCGACGUCGCAACAGCAGCAGCAGCAAUCGCAGCCGCAAACGGGAGGCUUCUCGCUGUUCAACAACACGGCGUCGCAAUCGACUACGAACAACACGCAGCAAACGAGCGGCCUCGGCCUCGGCCAAUCCUCCCUCUUCAACACGACGUCGACCCAGCAGCAGCCCCAGCAGCAACAACAACAGCAGCAGCAAGGCGUGCCGUUGACCCAGGCAAACGCAGGUUCCGGUCGCUCAGCCCAUUUUGACCAUCUCUUGGAAAGGGGGCGCAAGCGCAACGCUGGCGAGAAUGGCAUCGGCAACUUUGAUGAGCUCCCGUCUCUGCAGCUGGGUCUGGGGGACAUUGCCCGCAAGGUGCGAAACCUCGGUUCUGGAGGCCCUUCAGCGGACCAGGUUCAGGACCGCGCCCAAGAUCGCGCCGCCCACUACCUUUUGUCCGCUUCUGGCGUGAAACUGGGCAGCACGCUCCGCGACCUCAAUCAGUUCUCCUCCCAAGCAGGCCUCGCUGCACCUGGGCAGGCUCCGAAUCUCUUCGACAGCGAUGUUGACGGCUACAUUUCGAACCUGCACUCGCAGUCUACGCUGGCCCUCAUUCAAGAAGGGCUAGAGCAGUCCAAGCGCGACUUUGACACCUUUCUCGAAGACAAUGUUCAGAUUGAAUGGGACAAGCAGCGACAGAGGAUUUACGAACACUUUGGCCUGGGCAGACAGAGCGAAGACAUGGCGGCGUCGCAAAGCGCCUUUGGUAGCACCGCUCGGGGAGCUUUUGGACGCGCCACAGCACGCAAGGGUCGCUCCAUGGGCCCCGGCGGAGCGUCGGUCAAUGGACGAUCCACUUUUGGAGCCUCCGCUGCUGGGCCACCCGUCCUUGGUGCUUCUCAAAGCGUCUUGGGCGGACGCGAUGCGUCUGACAAGUCCGUCAUGGGCGGACAGAGUGGCCCACAGGACCGAUAUGCACGAGACAAGCAAGAGAAGUUCAUGGACGAGGUCAGGAGGCUGAAUGAGUCAAGACUGCGAGAAGAAUCCUUCUCGGUGCUUCACUCAUUCUCGGACGUGGAGAAGGCUGCUGGCACAGAGUACUCGGAGCACUUUAUCAACGCUUACGGAGCGCUCGUCUCAAUCACCGAAGAGAAGACUGAAGCGGAAGCAUCAAACCCCGGCUCGAACCAACCCAAAGAGCGGAGCUUUUCCAAAGACUACCUGGACGACCAAGCCAACUCUGUUGCCAGUGUGCGCAUGCGCAAGCGCAUACUUGACGGGUCCCGCAAGUACCUCGAGAACAAGUUUUUGGAACAUGUGGACGAAGUAUUGCGAAAGAAUCCUGCAGAGGCCCUUGUUGGCGGUGUUCCCUCCAUGGUCAACAAGAUCCGUGGCUUCGUAAGGGCCAAAGCCGCGUUCAAGGAGCUCGGCGCGGAUACUGAGCUGUUCCAAAGAAUAGGCGAAGCGGGCGAUGAGUUCCCUUGGAUCAUCAUCUUCUUCCUGCUAAGAGGCGGUCUCCUAACUGAAGCUGCCGACUAUGUGCGAGAGAAGAGGAACUUCUUCCAGAAUACCGACAGAAAUUUCCAGUCGGCAAUCACACAAUAUGCCACCGAUCCUGACCGCAGGCUAAGCCCGGACACCCAGCAAAAGGUUGCCCAUACACACGCCCAGAGGACUCGUUUAAAGACACCUGAAGAUCCUUACCGCAUGGCGUGCUACAAGAUUGUCGGUCGAUGUGACAUGAGCAAGCGCAACCUGGAGCCUAUCAAGGAGACCAUGGACGACUGGGUAUGGCUGCAGUUCAACUUGGCGCGCGAAGGCAACAGAGCUGAAGAGAAUGCUGGUGAGAUAUUUGGUUUGGAGGAACUCCGCACGACUAUCAAGGACAUUGGCCAGCGCCACUUUAUGAACGACGCGGCCGAGUCUGCCGGUGGAUAUGGAGUUUAUUUCUAUCUGGCCACCCUUGCUGGCUUGUUUGAGCCAGCCGUCAACUAUCUCUACACCCACAACUAUGUCUCUGCGGUUCAUUUCGCAAUCGCCCUCGACUACUACGGACUCUUGCGAGUGUCGGACUGGACCACAGCUGGCGGUGAAAUCCUGACAUACACGACACGCCAGCAACCGCAAUUGAACUUUGGACGCGUGGUUGGCCACUACACGAGCGACUUCCGAGCCGCCCGAGCUGACGCUGCCGCUGACUACCUGGUAUUGAUUUGCCUGAAUGCCGACCUGCCAGGUGAGGCAGGCAGGCAACAGGCAGAGCUUUGCCAUGAAGCGCUACGCGAGCUUGUCCUCGAAACACGCGAGUUCUCUACGUUAUUGGGCGACGUCAAGUCGAAUGGACAGACGACACCCGGUCUCAUUCAGGAACGUGUGCCACUGCUGAAACUUGAUGGCGAAAUGGGCUUACUCAACACCAUCACUAGCGAAGCUGCAAGGAUGGCAGACGACAAUGGACGCAUCAACGAUGCCAUCUUGUUGUGCCACCUGGCUGGCGAGUACGACAGUGUGGUGACAAUUUUGAACCGCGCGCUUGCUGAAGCACUUUCGGUGGAACUUGGCCAGGAACCACUUCGUCUGGAGCCGCUUAAGCCGCGCUUGACGACGACGGAGCCGCAACAACAGCAGCAGUCUGAUGCAACUUCAUCGAGCCUGAGCAUGCUUGGAACGGACGAUCCUGUAGAACUUGCACAGAAAGUUCUUGCUCUGUACGAUGCAAACAGCCUGUGGUGGAGGAAGGUUUCGCAGGUGAACCGUGAUACAGUCGGUAUACUAUUCCAGCUCAACAACGCAAAGAAGGUCAUUGAAGCCGGAGACUACAUGGCAGCACUCGGACAAAUCGAGAACCUCCGUAUCCUCCCUCUGUCAGCUGCAGGCAACGUCAGCGAUAUUCGCGCCACGGCCAACAGUUUCAAUUCGUAUCCUCAGGAGAUCUCACGGAACAUUGGCAAUGUCCUUCUCUGGUGCAUUGGCUGCUGCUCAAGGCACCGCGAGCGUCUGCUUUCUGGACAAUUCGAAGACCAGAUGCGCAAGGUGCUCGCAGACCAGCUGCUCCAAAAAGCCAAGGACUUGAUGGUCUUUGCUGGUUUGAUCAAAUACAAGUUGCCGCCUCGGGUGUUUGAGACCCUGGCACGGGAGGGACUGGAAGUCGGCGCUUUUUAAUUGAAACGAUAAUGCGGUAGUAAUGCUUCCAGACUAGACGUCUGCACGCGGCCUGAUGAUGACACAUGGUUGGAGGCUUUGGGCUUUUGGAAAUCAGAAAAGAGGGUGCGGUAGAGGCAUCAAAGGCAAAGGAGGGCUUGUAUUGCGCGUCGAGUGGGCACGUUGGGCGGGCAUAGAGUGAUACCAAGAAAUCAUUA
Messenger RNA from Exserohilum turcica Et28A, 3611 nucleotides. RefSeq lists its product as uncharacterized. The record is from RefSeq and is a predicted model, not a curated record. Gene Ontology annotation, biological process: protein import into nucleus; poly(A)+ mRNA export from nucleus. The transcript has 3 exons. Gene Ontology annotation, cellular component: nuclear pore. Gene Ontology annotation, molecular function: structural constituent of nuclear pore. NCBI's taxonomy places the organism in Eukaryota, Fungi, Ascomycota, Dothideomycetes, Pleosporales, Pleosporaceae. Bases 16 to 3414 code for a protein of 1132 amino acids.